AUGCCUUCACAAUCCAACAAGUCACAGCGUCCAAACGUCCAGACAGACUUCCACGCGCAGAGUCCUGACGCAGCUCCCGCAUCUGCCAUCAGCGCGUCCUCUGGAGCUUCCAAUUCACAGCAUGGAUCUCCAACCCAGUCUCCGAGAUCUACCAUUCUCACCGUCGCUACCUCCAUUCAUGCGUCGCCAACUCAGUCUCCGAGAUCUACCAUGCUCACCGUCGAUACCUCCAUUCAUGCCUCGCCCGAUCUCAUGCCAGAUGCAGCAGACCAGGAGUCUCCCGAGGACCUCGAGCAGCUACCUGGGCCCAUCAUCUCACCAAAAACAAGCAGAAACUCACUAGGAUCCAGCGUAACAGGAAGCCCGAGUGCUCCUUCCGAGACCGUCUAUAGUAACUCAUCAUCCAGAGCAUCAAGGCGGCUAUCCAACAAAGGGAGGCGACAAUCCUCGGCCGCUUCCUCAAGCCGCGAAACUAGUGCUGGUCCCAGCUUGUGGCGGAAACGCAGUGACAGCAAUUCAACUGCCCCUGAGUAUGGUGUUGCCGACUCUGAUUCUGGAUCCGAAAAUGCUGGCGAGGAUAACAACUCCUUUCGCCAGCCCUUCAUUAAAAACACCCUCUACCAAGAUUCACCACCAAUGAGCACGUCGGCCUCCAUCAGCAGUGGCUCCAACACCACGGUUGGACCUGUCAUUCCAUUACAGCUACGACAGGGAACGCCGCUCAAAAAGAUAUCCAAGAAGAACCGCUCCAAGCGCAUAAACCUUAUUUAUGACACAGCGACCAACAAAAUGAUGUGGGAUGCAAGCCGUCCUCAAAAGUUUCUCCACGUCGAUGAAAUAAUAGAGAUUCGGACUGGUUCCGAUAUCGAGCAGUACGCUCGUGAUUUUGGCGUUCAAUCGGAAGAGCGUUCGAAUUGGUUCACCAUCAUCUACGCCGUACCAGAGAAGUCCAAAUCAAAAUUCCUCCAUCUUGUGGCUAAUAGCAAGGAGAUCUACUCGGUGUGGGUCACGUUUCUCGAGGCCAUGCUAAAGCAUCGCCAAGAGGUCAUGGCAUCCUUGAUGACCUUCGAUGAGAAGGCUAUCAAGCAGUACUGGGGGACAGAGAUGAUGAAGCACAAUUCCGAAGAUCAGGAAGAGCUUGACAUCACCGGCGUCAUGCGAGUAUGCCAAAACUUACAUAUUCACAGCUCUCAGUCAACUCUGCAGUCUAACUUUCGACUUGCCGAUGCGCGGCAAAACGAAAAGCUAAACUACGACGAAUUUCUGGAAUUUGUUCGUCUCAUGAGGCAGAGGCAAGAAGUCCACCGCCUUAUACAAGGCCUUGCUACAAGGCCCUACGUUGGUCUUACCUUUGAGGAAUUCUUUAGCUUUCUUCGUGACGUUCAAAAAGAAGACGUUAGCGAUCGAGACAAAUGGCAGAAAAUCUUUGACGGGCUUGUUCGUAAUCAUAGAAAUGACGACACAAGCGCUACAGUCACUCUCGAUGAGCUAAACACCCUAUCAGAGACAGCGUUUACUGGAUUCUUGAGCUCCAAACAGUUCAACUUGCCCACUAUUGACGAGCAGCGCGAGUUUACGCUCGACCGACCCAUGAACGAAUAUUUCAUCUCCAGCUCGCACAAUACCUAUCUCCUUGGACGCCAGGUUGCGGGUCAAUCCAGCAUCGAAGGGUACAUUACCGCGCUUUUACGAGGCUGCCGCUGUGUUGAGGUUGACUGUUGGGACGGCCCUGGCGGCUCUCCCAUAGUCGUCCACGGACGUACGCUCACUAGCGCAAUCGGCUUCCUCGAAGUCAUGAACACCAUCAACAAAUAUGCAUUUGCGAAAUCAAAGUUUCCGCUCUGGAUUUCUCUCGAGGUCCACUGCAACCCCACCCAACAGGCUAUCAUGGCCGGAGUCAUCAGGGACACAUUUGGCGAGAAACUUGUUACAGAACCUGUAGAGCCAGACUCUUCCAAGCUGCCCUCUCCCUCUAAGCUCAUGGAGCGCAUUCUUAUCAAAGUCAAACAGCCACGAACUGCGGCCAGGAGCGAGACUAUGGGCAGUGAUAGCCUCAUGGGAAUGGGUCGAAAGCGCGGAAAUAGCGUCGGCUCUGUAUUGGCGAGAUCGUCUACCACUGAGUCCAACACAACCGCUGCCACCACCCAAUCCCUUCCUCAGAGCCCAACGAUGGCCCCUAUCAACGCCAGCCGCAAGUUUACGGGUAACAGUCAAAAAAUAAACACCAUCAAUGAAGGCCGCGUGCAAGAACUCAACAGCGACUCAGAUAGCGGGGGUGAAAAUGGCUCGAUCAAGGCACUCAGCAACAUCAUUCCUGAUCUAGGUAAGCUCGGAGUGUACUGCACGGGCCUCAAGUUUUCUGGAUUUGAAGCGCCAGCGGCCAAGAAAUUCAACCACAUCUUUUCUUUCAUGGAAAGCAGUUUUGCAAAGAAUUCCAAGACAAAGGAAGAAAAGAUGCAAUUGAACAUUCACAAUAUGCGGUACCUCAUGCGCGUUUACCCUGACGGCACUCGCUUGACUUCAAGUAACUUUGAUCCGCUCGCAUACUGGCGUCGUGGUGUCCAGAUGGCUGCUCUGAAUUGGCAGACAUUUGACAUGGGUAUGCAAGUCAACCAAGCCAUGUUUGAGGGUGGCACCGAUUCAUCUGGAUACGUCCUCAAGCCCCAAGAGCUUCGCGACAUUCAAGUUUACCCAAAAGACGACACUGUCAGUGCAGCUAUUGCAGAGGGCAAAAAGGAGCGAACCGUCGUUUCAUUCAGCAUUGACGUUGUCUCCGCUCAACAGCUGAUGCGGCCUGCCAAUCUCCCUGCCAAUAAAUCCAUGGACUUUUACGUUGACGUUGACGUCUUUCACGCAAACGACAAGCGAAACAAGAAGGACAAGGACUUUGAUCUGGGCCAUGAGCCCGACUCGCCUCUGCGGCGCCAUACUGAAGUGAUUCGCGAGAAUGGCUUCAAUCCCAUGUUCAGCAAUGGCCAGUUCCACUUCAAGGUCACGACUAAGCACCCGGAGCUGAUCUUUGUUCGUUGGUCAGUCAGGCUAGCUAACGAUGGCGACUACAACAACAGCGCAAAGGAUAAACCUGCAAUGGCUAGCUACACGGCGAAGCUCACCAAUCUCAAGAAUGGAUAUCGCACACUGCCUCUCCUGAACCAUGCUGGCGAGCAGUACCUAUUCUCCAGCCUAUUUUGCAAGAUUGACAUUGAUCCAUUUGAAAAGAAGUUUAUUGAUGUCCCUCGCCCCGCUCAAGAAGGAGGUAGCAAACUAAACCGCCUAGGCGGCAUCUUUGGGCGAAGUAACAAUACCAGCCCUCGAAGCACCAUUGAGAGAAGCAGCAUGGAGAAGAACAGCUUUGAGAUGCACAGUCCUCAGGCGUGA
Messenger RNA from Trichoderma atroviride IMI 206040, 3378 nucleotides. Lineage: Eukaryota; Fungi; Ascomycota; Sordariomycetes; Hypocreales; Hypocreaceae. The record is from RefSeq and is a predicted model, not a curated record.